CUGCUUUACUGAGGUUUUCGUUGUCACCGCUAAGAACCUUCUCAAACCGAAAAGAUGAGAAAUUUCUCAUCUAAAUUUGGAUGUUAAUCCUUAAUUUUCGGUGUUUCAGGGUUUGUUAAAAACUUAAGAAUCGUAGAUUACAAUUCAACGAUAGUUGUUGUGUCAUAGUAGUGUAGUUGAUGGCAGAAAUCUCAGAACUUUUAGAAGUUCUUCAUGGAGAAAAAACGAUAAAAGAUCUAUCACAAAGACUUUGUAAUGAUUCGAUUAAAGUAGGCUUAGAGAAAUUUUAUUUCGUUCUUGAAAAAGGAGUCGAAGAGAUCGAAGAUGGAAAAUUAGGGCUUGAGUAUUGGAAUCAGUUGCAGAUUCACUCAGUUAUAUCGAUCGCUACAUCAAUUGUUUCUGCAACUCGAUCUCUUUCACUUGAGAAAGUGGAACCUAUAAUUGUAGCGAUAUUCAAACAGUUGUUGGAGUUCUCGACAUGUUUUCUGGAGAAAUCAAUGUUUAAAUGUGACGAUUUGAGUCUUCAGGAUAAUGUGCUACAUUUACUUGAAAUAGCAUUAGUCGGUGGCAUGGUUGAAGGGACAAAGCCUUUUAAUGUAAAUAGUCUUGUAGACUCACUGCCUAUUGUCCCAGUCAAGUGCACUGGCGUCGAAUUUGAGAAUCACAUUAAAUGCACUAUGCAAGGUAUUAGCUGCACAAGAGAAAACCCCGUUGACUGGGUUUUGAUGAGUCUGGCUUCUGAGUACCAGCCACCUGAUAGCAGUGUCACGAGUUCGACAGAAUUUGGUUUCCAUCAGGAUUGGGAUAAUGUUAUCUCUGUAUCUCAGAAUUGGGCCGUUGUCAAUGGGAAGUGCAUACAGCGUCUAGUUAAGCUGUGCAAAGAACUCUUUCAGCCACCGGAGUCAUUUGAUGAGCUAACAGAGGGUAUAAAUUUUGGUGCACGAUUGUCAUUCAGUUCACGGGUUCUCAAGUUACUUGGAAAUCUUUCAAGGAGCAUGCCAUGUGUUGCUUAUGAUACUGAUUUGCUACAAGAAGUUGCUUGCUGUGCUGAUGCAUUGCCGAGCUUAUUUAGGCCCAGAUAUGAGUUUGUGAACUGCAGUUCGUUUGCUGGUGAGAAUGAGUAUGAAAGCCUCAUACUAUCAGUCUUGGAUGAAUUUCUUCAGUUUGUUGAGCUUCUUUUCCGUGAUGGCAACAUCUCGUUGAAUAUUCGAACUUGUAUUAUUGCUUCUAUAUUUUGCAUUUUGGAUGCUGAUGUUUGGAGGUAUAAUAAGUCAGAUCCAGACCUAAAGCCCCCAUUGGCUUAUUUUCCUCGCAGCGUUGUCAACCUACUGAAGCUCAUAGGGGAUGUUAAGAAGUGUGCCUCUCAUUCUCUCAGUUGGCUGGCAAAAAUUAACAAGGACGUAUUCGUUUGUAGGUCUGGUUCCGAGGUUAAUAGUCCUUCAUGUCUUGUUCGUUCGAAGACUGUUUCCUUGCUCAAAAGAUACACAUCUGAUGAAUUGUUAAAGAUAGUAUUCCCUUCUUCAAAUCAAUGGGUGGAGAGUCUAAUGCAUCUUGUUUUUUUCCUUCACUCAGAAGGAGUGAAGUUAAAGCCAAAAGUUGAGAGGUCAUAUUCUAGUUGUACAAAAGCUAGUGGCAUGUCUGAUUUGGACAAUCAAGUUUGUCACGAGGAUGAAGCCCUUUUUGGAGAUCUUUUCUCGGAAGCUGGUCGUUCAGUAGGUUCAACAGAUGGAAUUGACCAACCUCCCAUUCCUGUUACUUGUAUCCCAAGCCGUAGCUGUAUGCCGAUUCAAGCAGCAACAGAGUUGUUAACCUUUCUAAAAUGUUGCAUCUACUCACCUGAAUGGAGUCCUUCUGUUUAUGAAGAUGCAUGUCAAAAGCUUAAUGUGAACCAUAUCGAUUUCCUGCUUUCCGUGCUAAACUGUCAAGCCUGUUCUAUCGAAGAGAAGAGCUCAGAAACUGGUUCAGCUUUACCUUCAAAAAGAAAGCCCGGGCAUAUUAAUGAGGUCUGUUUUGAGCUUUUGCAUAGCCUUCUCAUGCAGCGUGCUUUUUCUGAUUCACUGGAAGAGCACCUUGUUGACCAAAUCCUUAUGGUGGAAAAUGAUACCUUUAUGUACAACGAUCACACCCUUGCCUUGGUUGCCCAUACCCUUUUUGGCAGGGUAGGUUCGACUCGUAAUCAGUUGAGGACCAAAAUCUAUCAGGGGUAUGUGAAUUUCAUUGUUGAAAAGGCUAAGUCUGUUAGUUUGACAUGCCCUAGCCUGAAGGAAGUUCUUGUUAGUCUUCCUUCUAUAUUUCACAUUCAAAUUCUUAUUAUGGCAUUUCAUUUGUCUCCUGAUGAAGAAAAGGCAUCUCUUGCAAACCUCAUGUUUGGUUCCCUAAGAGGAGCUGAUGCUCCCUCAGCUGGAUUUAGCAGCACCCAACUGUCUUGCUGGGCUUUAUUACUUUCAAGGCUCAUUGUGAUGCUACGGUAUAUGAUCUUUUAUCCAUCUACUUGCCCGUCGUGGUUGCUCCAGGAUCUUGGAUCAAAGUUAAGGGAAGCUCCGUUUGCUGGAUCAUGCCUUCCUAGUUAUGUAAAUAAUCAUCUGUUGUCAUGGACGUCAGUAUCAAUGCAGAACAUGAUGGGGCAUUUGGUUAAAGACGAAUCAGUUGUUAGUAGCUUGCUUGAUCAACUUAUUGAUGUUGUUACUCACCCUUCUUCGGUCUGCAGAGAUGACCAGGCCUUGCGGCAGUUGGGUUUAAGUUGGGAUGAGAUGUGUGCCUCUUUUUCAUGGAUUCUGGAAUUAUGGAAAGGAAAGAAGACUGAAGCAUUUGAAGACCUCGUGCUAGAAAGGUACAUUUUUGUACUUUGUUGGGAUAUUCCCACCACAAGCUCAACGUCUUCACAUCUGCUUCCUUUUGGAAGUAGCUUCCAGGUUGCUGAGACCUUCAAUGUGGAAUAUUUCUUCCGUUUUAGUCAUCUGCUACUUAGCAACUCCGCCCUUGUGGCCAAGGAAGCUUACUUUCCCGAAGUCAUAGUUAGUAUGCUUCAGCACUUGGAAACGCUGGUUGUUUCAGAUAAUGUUAAGGAACUAGGGUGGGAUUUCAUGAGGGGUGGAUCAUGGUUGUCAUUAAUAGUUUCUCUACUCCAAGUUGGGAUCUUUCAGUACUCCGUAAAGAAAGCAAUCCCUGGUGUGGAUCCUCUCUGGAGCGAAAGUACAACUAGGGACACUGAGUUUAUGACUGUUGCUGAGUGCAUUGUUGUCGCUGUACUUGAAGGUAAUAGUGCUGCUUUGGUUUUCAAGUUGCUGUCGUCCUUGUUAAAGAGGUAUUUGGUGACAUAUCAGGAGACUUUCCUCAGUACAUUCGAGGAGGAUAACAGGUUCAGCACAGAUAAAUUUUCUCCUCUACUUCUUUACAAGCACACAGAAUUUUAUAAUUGCUCGGAAGAAAACCUUCCCGAGAAAAUUGGAACCAGUCCUUAUCAGCUGGGCUCUGUUUAUGGCCUCUUGUCGAUGUUGGACAGCAUUGUUACCAGAAGAGGUUCAGGGAGUGUAAUUCCUACUUUCCUAUGUUGUUUACUUCAUGGUUUCCCGAUGCAUCCUAGAAGUCAUAGUGGGCAUCUACUUUCUUGUAUUCUUACCAUAAAGGGUAUUGUCUGCACUCUAGAUGGCAUGAUAAAGCUAAAAGAUGCUGGUGAGAACAUUUGCUUAGAGAUGGAGACUGUCCACCAGCUUCUUGAUUCCGUAAUGACUGUCAAGUCCGACAGGGUAUUCGAGUGCACUCAUGGGAAGUGUGAAUCUAUUUGUCACAUACUGAAUACUUCUCUUCAGGGUCCCGACUACAGUUAUCUUUUCGUGAUGAAGCACAUUGAAGGCUUCGUGAAAGAUAUCAAUUCAAAAGAAGCAAAUAACAGCACUUCCCAUGAACAGUUAAUCACCAGGGCGAUUGAUUUUGUGGAGGGUGUCAUGAAAGACCCUUCAAAAGUUGAUGUUUUUAAGUUCUUUAUGGGGACUGAAGAAGACAUAUCUAUGGAAAUCAAACAGCUUUACUGCGGGCAACGUGGAAAUCUGCUGGUUUUCAUUGAUGCAUUGGAUAGAUGUCAUUCGGAGUCAGUAAAUGUGAAGGUUCUCAGCUUCCUUGCUGAUCUGCUGUCUGGAGAGACCUGUCCUGCUCUUAAAUUGGAUGUUCAGAAGAAGUUCCUUGGAAUGAAUUUGCGUUGCCUAUCCAAGUGGCUGGAAAUUAGGCUUUUAGGCUGCACAACAGAAGUUUCAGCUGAGGUUAAAGGAAGCUCAAAUGCACUGAGAGAGUCAACCAUGAAUUUUGUUAAACAGGUUGUUUCCUCGCCUGUCGAGAUGCAACUGCGAGAACUCCAUGAUCAUUUUGUUGAAGCCUUGCUGAUGUCGUUGGAUACUGCAUUUAUGUUAUUUGAUAUGCAUUCUGCAAAGUCAUAUUUUCAUUUUAUAGUCCAACUUUCGAAUGGAGAAUCUUCAAUGAAGCAUCUUUUGAGAAGUACUAUGAUGCUAAUGGAGAAGCUGGCCGGUGAUGAGUGUAUGCUUCAAGGGAUGGCAUUUCUAUUGGGCUUUCUUGGGUCUGUAUUGAGUAGUUGUGGAGCUAAUAAUACUAUCCUGGACGAUUAUUCUGGGAAGAAUUUGUUUAGCAGCAAUCUUGCGGCAGGAUCUAUAGUUUCUAGAUCAGUGAGCUCAAGAAAAGAAUCUGAGGCAUUGGUUCUUUCUGCAAGUCAGCAAAGGGGUUCGACAUCGAUUGAUUGUGAUGGAACUUCUAUGGACGAAGAUGAAGAUGAUGGUACAUCUGAUGGGGAGUUGGCUAGCAUAGAUAAAGAUGAAGAAGAAGACAGUAACAGCGAAAGGGCACUUGCUUCUAAAGUUUGUACAUUUACAUCAAGUGGUAGCAACUUUAUGGAGCAACACUGGUACUUCUGCUAUACUUGCGACUUGACAGUUUCUAAAGGCUGUUGUUCUGUCUGUGCCAAGGUUUGCCAUCGUGGUCAUCGAGUCGUUUAUUCUCGUUUGAGUCGUUUUUUUUGUGAUUGCGGUGCUGGAGGUGUCAGAGGAAGCAGUUGCCAGUGCCUGAAGCCUCGGAAGUUCACUGGAAGCAGCAGCGAACAGAUUCAAUCUGCCAGUGCUUUUCCAUCUUUUCCCUCCUUUUCUGAAGAUGGAGAUCAGGUACCCGAUAUUGAUACAGAUCUGGAUGAUGAUGUUUAUGUUGGUAUAGAUAGUUCCUUCAAGUUGCCCAUAUCCAGGGAGGUUCAAGAUGGAAUCCCUGAUCUAUUGAAACAACUUGAUAUGGAGGGCCGGGUGCUUAAGUUGUGUAGCUCGUUGUUGCCCUUGGUAAUAAGCAGAAGGAACUGUAACCUUUCGAAAGACAAAAAAGUAAUACUGGGUGAAAAUAAAGUCUUAUCUUACAGUGCUGAUCUUCUGCAGCUGAAGAAGGCAUACAAAAGUGGGUCACUUGACCUGAAGAUAAAAUCUGAUUAUUCAAAUGCCAGGGAGCUCAAGGGUCAUCUGUCUAGUGGUUCCGUCGUAAAAUCCUUGCUGAGUGUGAGCACUCGGGGAAGACUUGCAGCUGGAGAGGGAGAAAAAGUUUCAAUAUUUGAUGUUGGCCAGCUUAUUGGGCAGGCUACUGUUACUCCUGUGACAGCAGACAAAACCAAUGUCAAGCCCCUUUCUAAGAAUAUUGUACGUUUUGAAAUUGUACAUCUAGUGUUCAAUACAGUUGUAGAUAACUAUCUGGCUGUAGCAGGCUAUGAGGAAUGCCAAGUUCUCACAGUGAACCCUCGAGGUGAAGUGACUGAUCGUCUUGCAGUUGAACUUGCUCUGCAAGGUGCCUAUAUCCGGCGAAUAGAUUGGGUCCCAGGUUCACAAGUGCAGUUGAUGGUCGUCACAAACAUGUUUGUCAAGAUAUUUGACUUAUCUCAAGAUAACAUUAGUCCUGUUCACUAUUUUACGCUGCCUGAGGAUUCAAUCAUGGAUGCAUCACUUGUUGUGGCUCCUCAAGGGAAGAUGUUUCUGCUUGUUUUGUCGGAGCUUGGAUGCUUAUUUAGGCUGGAGUUGUCUAUAGGGGGUGAUGUUGGGGCCAAGCCACUGAAGGAAAUUAUCAAGGUUCAGGGUAAGGACAUUCAGUCGAAAGGUUUGUCGUUGUGCUAUUCAUCAACAUAUAGAUUACUGUUCGUAUCGUAUCAAGAUGGAAGUAGCAUGAUUGGGAGAUUAGAUGCCAAUGCAACAUCAAUAAUUGAGGUGUCUGCUGUAUACGAGGCCGAACAAGAUGGUAAGCUGAGAGGUGCUGGAUUGCGUCAUUGGAAAGAAUUACUGUCUGGUGCUGGGUUAUUUACUUGUUUCUCAAGUGUUAAAUCAAAUGCGGUGCUUGCUAUUUCAAUGGACCCUCAGGAGUUUUUUGCACAGAACAUGCGCCAUACUGCUGGCUCUACCUUGCCUAUUGUUGGAAUAACUGCCUACAGGCCGUUAUCUAAAGAUAAAGCCCAUUGCCUUGUUUUGCAUGAAGAUGGCAGUCUUCAGAUUUACUCACAUCUUCCUGUGGGGGUUGAUGCCACUGCAAGUUCGAACUUGGAUCAGGCAAAGAAAUUGGGAUCUGGUAUUCUAAGCAAUAAAACAUUUGCUGGUUUAAAUCCAGAAUUUCCACUUGAUUUUUUUGAGAAAACAGUUUGCGUCACAGCAGAUGUGAAACUAAGUAGUGAUGCUAUCAGAAACAGUGAUUCUGAAGGAACUAAGCAAAGGUUGGCAUCUGAUGAUGGUUUCCUAGAAAGUCCCAGCCCUUCAGGAUUAAAGAUUACUGUUUCCAAUUCAAACCCGGAUAUGGUCAUGGUUGGUUUCCGCCUACACGUUGGUAAUACGUCAUCAAACCAUAUUCCAUCUGAAAUAACUAUUUUCCAGAGAAUAAUUAAACUGGAAGAAGGGAUGCGUUCUUGGUAUGAUACUCCAAUGUCGGUUGCUGAAUCACUCCUCGCCGAUGAAGAAUUUACUAUCUCUGUGGGCCCAACAUUCAAUGCAUCUGCACUGCCUAGAAUAGAUUCAUUAGAAGUAUAUGGUCGACCAAAAGAUGAAUUCGGUUGGAAAGAAAAAAUGGAGGCUGUGCUGGAUAUGGAAUCCCAUGUGCUUGGUUCCAAUUCUCGGGCAGCUGGAGCUGGGAAAAAGUGCCGUUUGAUUCAAUCUGCUCCAGUUCAAGAACGGGUUGUCGCAGAUCUACUUAAACUUCUAUCUAGGUUUUAUUCAUUGUGCAGGCCACAUGGGUGUUGUGAGAUUGAGGAAGUUAAAGUGGAGAUGAGUAAACUCAAAUGCAAGCAGUUGGUAGAAACAAUAUUUGAGAGUGACCGAGAACAGUUGUUGCAGUCUUCUGCUUGCCAUGUUCUUCAAUCUAUCUUCCCCAAAAGGGAAACAUACUAUCAUGUAAAGGACACAAUGCGCCUUUUUGGGAUUGUCAAGUCUUCGCCUGUGCUUGCUUCAAGGCUGGGUGUUGGUGGUGCAACAGCGGGCUGUGUAAUUGAAGAGUUUACAACGCAGAUGCGUGCAGUGUCAAAGAUUGCAUUACACCGAAGAUCGAACUUGGCCAUGUUUUUGGAAACUAAUGGUUCUGGAGUAGUUGACGGACUGAUGCAAGUUCUCUGGGGAAUUUUGGAUAUAGAGCAACCAGACACACAGACAAUAAACAAUAUUGUAAUACCCUCAGUGGAACUCAUUUACAGUUAUGCUGAAUGUCUGGCUUUGCAUGGAAAUGAUGGUGGAAAGCACUCUGUCGCGCCUGCUGUUUCAUUACUAAAGAAACUUCUUUUUGCCCCUUAUGAGGCUGUUCAGACUUCUAGCAGCUUGGCUAUAUCUUCAAGAUUGCUCCAGGUUCCAUUUCCAAAGCAGACCAUGUUGGUUACAGAUGAUGUGGUGGAUAAUGUUGUGUCUGUACCUCUCCCUUCUGAUAUUGUCCGUGCAACGGGUGGAAAUUCCCAAGUCAUGAUUGAAGAAGACAAUAUAACAUCAUCGGUCCAGUACUGCUGCGAUGGUUGCUCCACUGUUCCGAUACUUCGACGCCGUUGGCACUGUACUGUGUGCCCUGAUUUUGAUCUAUGUGAGGCAUGCUAUGAAGUACUUGAUGCUGAUCGUCUUCCUCCUCCACAUUCCAGAGAUCAUCCUAUGUCAGCAAUAGCAAUCGAAAUGGAGUCCAUAGGCGGAGAUAGCAACGAAAUUCAUUUCUCGAUGAAUGAUACAAGUGAGUCGAGUGUGUUGCCAGUUACUGCUGAUGUCGGUGUCCAAAAUUCUCCACUGCCAAUUCAUAUGCUGGAGACCAAUGAAUCUGGUGAUUUCCCUGAUUCUGUUCUUGAUCAAAGAAUAGUAUCCAUCUCAGCAUCAAAACGAGCUGUUAAUUCUCUUCUUCUCUGUGAGCUAGUAGAACAACUGAAGGGUUGGAUGGAGACAACUUCUGGUGUCAGGGCUAUUCCUGUAAUGCAAUUAUUCUACAGAUUAUCAUCUGCUGUGGGCGGUCCUUUUAUGAAGAGCUCAAAACCUGAAAAUUUGGAUUUGGAGAAAUUUGUCAAGUGGUUUUUGGAUGAGAUCAAUCUGAAUAAAUCUCUUGUAGCUAAAAGCCGUUCUUCUUUUGGUGAAGUUGUAAUCCUCGUCUUCAUGUUCUUCACCUUGAUGCUUAGAAACUGGCAUCAGCCUGGCAGUGACGGUUCUCUACUAAAAUCAAGUGGAAUUACUGAGACACAAGACAAAACUGUGACCCAAGUUCCACUGCCGGCUUCAGGCAAUGUUGUUUCUGUAGACAGUGAAGAGAAAAAUGAGUUUGCGUCUCAGUUGCUUCAUGCUUGCUGCUCUCUCAGACAACAAGCUUUUGUUAAUUAUCUGAUGGAUAUGUUGCAACAAUUGGUAAGUUUUUUUAAGUCUGCCAGUGGAAAUUCUGAAGCUGGUAAUGCUGGUUCUGGAUGUGGGUCUCUUCUGACAGUUCGGAGAGAGUUACCUGCUGGAAACUACUCGCCUUUCUUUUCUGAUCCGUAUGCCAAAGCCCAUCGUGCAGAUAUUUUUGUGGACUACCACAGGUUACUCUUAGAGAACACAUUUCGACUGGUUUAUAGUUUGGUUAGGCCAGAAAAACAAGAAAAGUCCAGUGAAAAGGAUAAGGUUAACAAAAGUUCUUCCUCCAAGGAUUUGAAGCUAGAUGGUUAUCAGGAUGUUCUUUGCAGCUAUAUCAGCAACCCUAAUACAUCGUUUGUCAGGCGAUAUGCAAGAAGGCUAUUUCUGCAUCUAUGUGGGAGUAAAACACAUUAUUACAAUGUGAGAGACUCUUGGCAGAUGUCAAAUGAAGUUAAGAAGCUUUAUAAACUUAAAAAUAAAUCUGAUGGUUUUCGGAAUCCUGUGCCAUAUGAGAGAAGUGUUAAACUUGUCAAGUGCCUGUCUGUUUUGUCCGAGGUAGCAGCUGCGAGGCCUCGUAAUUGGCAAAAAUAUUGUUCUAGACAUGGGGAUGUUCUACCGUUUUUGAUAAAUGGAAUCUUUUAUUUUGGGGAAGAAUCUGUUAUUCAAACUCUUAAACUCUUGAAUUUGGCUUUCUACACAGGGAAGGAUAUGGGCCAUUGUAAUCAGAAAGUUGAGGUAGGAGAUGCAGGUACAGGUUCUGUAAAAUCCAGUUCACAUUCUGUGGAUUCAAAGAAAAAGAAGAAAAAUGAGGAUGGAAAUGACCCUAGUUCGGAGAAACCUUAUCUAGACAUGGAACAGGCUGUUGAUACUUUCAGUGACAGAAAUGACACUACUUUGAGGCAGUUUAUUGAUUGCUUUUUACUCGAGUGGAACUCCACAUCUGUACGUGUUGAAGCUAAGUGUGUUUUAUAUGGGAUAUGGCAUCAUGGAAAACAGCCAUUCAGGGAGACCAUGUUAACAGUUCUUUUACAGAAAGUGAAGUGCUUGCCAAUGUAUGGUCAGAACAUUAUCGAGUACACAGAGCUAGUUACUUGGAUACUGGGGAAACUGCCUGAGAGUAGUAGUUCAAAGCAACUGGAGACAGAGCUUGUCACACGGUGUUUGACUCCUGAUGUGAUAAGGUGCAUCUUUGAGACUCUUCACUCACAAAACGAACUUUUGGCCAAUCAUCCAAAUUCACGCAUUUAUAACACUUUGAGUGGUUUGGUCGAAUUUGAUGGGUACUUUCUCGAAAGCGAGCCUUGUGUUGCCUGUAGUUGUCCAGAGGUGCCUUACAGCAGGAUGAAGCUAGAGAGCCUUAAAUCUGAAACAAAGUUUACCGACAACCGAAUAAUUGUGAAAUGUACUGGGAGCUAUACCAUUCAGACUGUGACAAUGAAUGUUCACGAUGCUCGCAAAUCAAAAUCUGUGAAGGUGUUGAAUCUAUACUACAACAAUAGGCCAGUGGCUGAUUUGUCGGAGUUGAAGAAUACUUGGUCCUUAUGGAAACGCGCAAAAAGUUGUCAUCUUGCUUUCAACCAAACGGAGUUAAAGGUAGAAUUUCCUAUUCCAAUCAGUGCUUGCAAUUUCAUGAUUGAGCUCGACUCCUUCUAUGAGAAUCUCCAAGCUUCCUCCCUUGAGUCGUUGCAGUGCCCUCGGUGCAGCAGGUCCGUUACUGAUAAACAUGGCAUUUGCAGCAAUUGCCAUGAAAAUGCAUAUCAAUGCAGACAAUGUCGCAACAUAAAUUAUGAGAAUUUGGAUUCUUUCCUUUGCAAUGAGUGUGGGUAUAGCAAAUAUGGACGUUUUGAAUUUAAUUUCAUGGCAAAGCCUAGUUUCGUGUUUGAUAACAUGGAAAAUGACGAGGAUAUGAAAAAAGGAUUGUCGGCUAUUGAAUCUGAGUCGGAAAAUGCCCAUAGGAGAUAUCAGCAACUGCUGGGUUUCAAAAAACCCUUGCUUAAACUUGUGUCGAGCAUCGGUGAGAAUGAAAUGGACUCGCAACAGAAAGAUUCUGUCCAGCAAAUGAUGGUCUCUUUGCCAGGGCCGUCUUGUAAAAUAAAUCGCAAAAUUGCUCUUCUUGGUGUUCUGUAUGGUGAGAAGUGCAAAGCAGCGUUUGACUCUGUUAGUAAAAGUAUCCAAACUCUUCAAGGUCUUCGCCGUGUUUUAAUGAACUAUCUGCAUCUGAAACAUUCUAAAAACACACCGGAUUCGUCAAGGUUUGCUGUUCCCAGGUCUCCGAAUAACUGUUAUGGUUGUGCCACAACAUUUGUCACCCAGUGCUUGGAGUUGCUGCAAGUCUUAUCUAAACACCCAAGUUGUAAGAAGCAGCUCGUUGCAGCUGGCAUCUUGUCGGAGUUGUUUGAAAAUAACAUUCACCAGGGUCCAGAAACAGCACGCAUCCAGGCUAGGGCGGCGCUCUGUGCAUUCUCAGAAGGUGAUAUGAAUGCAGUGGUUGAGGUGAACAGUUUGAUACAAAAAAAGGUCAUGUAUUGUCUCGAGCACCAUCGCUCCAUGGACAUUGCAUUGGCUACACGCGAGGAGUUACUAUUGCUAUCUGAGACCUGUUCUGUGGUAGAUGAAUUGUGGGAAUCAAGGUUACGUGUUGCUUUCCAGUUAUUAUUUUCUUCCAUCAAGCUGGGCGCUAAACAUCCUGCUAUAUCUGAGCAUGUUAUUCUUCCGUGUCUGAGAAUUAUUUCUCAGGCAUGCACUCCUCCAAAACCUGAUGGAGAGAAGGACCAACAAACCGGAAAGGCUGGUCCCACUUCUGUAAAAGAAGGAAACAGUGUAAACCCAUCUGGUAUUAUGAGCAGUCUUGGAAGUGUGGGCAAGUCCACAUCAGAUUUUUCCGAAAAACAUUGGGAUACAACUCAAAAAACCCAAGAUAUCCAACUGCUCAGCUACACCGAGUGGGAAAAGGGGGCUUCGUAUAUUGAUUUUGUCAGAAGGCGAUAUAAAGUGUCUCAGGCAGUUAAAAGUUCUGGCCAGAGGUCUCGACCUCAAAAGUUCGACUAUCUGGCUCUGAAGUAUGCACUUAGAUGGAGAAGGCUCGCUUGUAAAAGAACAACGAAGAGCGACUUAUCAGCAUUUGAGCUUGGCUCAUGGGUCUCUGAGUUGGCAUUGAGUGCUUGUUCACAAUCUAUAAGGUCAGAGAUGUGCACCUUGAUUAGUUUACUUCGCGCACAGAGUCCAUCGAGGCGAUUCCGACUUUUAAACUUGCUCAUGACAUUGCUUCCGGCUACUCUGUCUGCUGGAGAAAGUGCAGCAGAAUAUUUUGAGUUGCUCUUCAAAAUGAUAGAUUCCAAAGAUGCCCGCUUAUUUCUCACUGCUAGGAGGUGUUUACCUACAAUUUGUCGGUUAAUAACCGAAGAGGUGGUCAACGUUGAAUCUCAGGAGAGAAGUCUUCAUAUUGAUAUAUCGCAGGGAUUCAUCCUUCAUAAGCUUAUUGAGCUCCUCAGCAAAUUUCUUGAAGUCCAGAAUAUCCGUUCUAGGUUUAUGGGAGAUGACUUGUUGUCCGAUAUCCUUGAGGCUCUUCUUGUCAUUCGGGGCCUGAUAGUGCAGAAGACGAAGCUGAUUAGUGAUUGCAAUCGUCUUUUAAAAGAUCUCCUGGACAGUCUGCUUCUUGAGAGUAGUGAUAACAAAAGAAAAUUCAUACGGGCCUGCAUAUCUGGUUUACAGACACAUGGACGGGAGAAGAAAGGUCGAACUUCUCUGUUCAUUUUGGAACAACUAUGCAAUAUGAUAUGUCCAUCAAAGCCAGAGCCUGUUUAUCUUUUGGUUUUGAACAAGGCGCAUACCCAAGAAGAGUUCAUCAGGGGAUCAAUGACCAAAAAUCCGUAUUCAAGUGCUGAGAUUGGUCCCUUGAUGCGAGAUGUUAAAAACAAAAUUUGUCACCAGUUGGAUAUGGUAGGGCUUAUCGAGGAUGACUUCGGCAUGGAGUUGCUAGUAGCUGGAAAUAUAAUCUCUCUUGAUUUGAGCAUCUCUCAAGUUUAUGAGCAGGUUUGGAAGAAGUCGCAUCAUCAUUCUCAAAAUACCAUGGGAGGUUCUGCUUUAGUAUCUGCCAAUGCAUUUUCAACUGGCAAAGACUGUCCACCAAUGACAGUCACCUACAGGCUUCAGGGACUUGAUGGUGAAGCUACUGAACCCAUGAUCAAAGAGUUAGAAGAGGAAAGGGAGGAGUCACAGGAUCCUGAGGUUGAAUUUGCAAUAGCAGGUGCUGUUCGGGAGUAUGGGGGGCUUGAAAUAAUUUUGAGCAUGAUCCAGAAUUUGCAUGAUGACGAGUUGAAACUGAACCAAGAAGAGUUGGUUUCUGUGCUUAAUCUUCUCAUGUAUUGUUGCAAAAUUAGAGACAACAGACGGGCCUUGUUACGGCUAGGAGCUUUAGGGUUGCUUCUUGAAACUGCAAGGCGUGCUUUCUCUGUGGAUGCAAUGGAGCCAGCUGAAGGCAUUCUUUUAAUUGUGGAGAGCCUGACAAUGGAGACAAAUGAGAGUGAUAUUAGCAUCACUCAGAGUGUGCUCACAGUUACUAAUGAAGAGACUGGUACUGCUGAACAGGCAAAGAAAAUGGUCCUCAUGUUCUUAGAUAGAUUAUGCCAUCCUUCAAGCCUUAAAAAGUCGAACAAGCAGCAAAGAAAUACUGAAAUGGUGGCAAGGAUCUUGCCUUACUUGACUUACGGAGAGCCUGCGGCAAUGGAAGCACUAAUCCAGCAUUUUAAUUCUUAUCUCCAGGACUGGGUUGAGUUUGAUCAGCUGCAAAAACAGCAUGAGGAUAACCCUAAGGAUGAGAGUGUGGCUCAACAAGCUGCCAAACAGAGGUUUGCUUUGGAAAACUUUGUUAGGGUUUCCGAGUCACUGAAGACAAGUUCCUGUGGGGACAGCCUGAAGGACAUCAUAUUAGAAAAGGGUAUUACUGCGGUUGCUGUCAGACAUUUGAGUGAUUGUUUUCCAUUUGCUGGGCAAGCUGGAUUUAAAUCAACUGCUGAAUGGUCACUUGGGCUAAGGUUACCAUCUGUCCCGCUAAUCUUGUCUAUGCUCCGUGGACUUUCGAGGGGGCAUUUGGCAACACAAAGAUGUAUUGAUGAUGGGGGGAUCUUACCAUUGCUCCAUGCUCUGGAGGGUGUUCCUGGGGAAAAUGAGAUAGGUGCAAGGGCUGAGAACUUAUUAGACACACUUGCUGAUAUGGAGAGGAAAGGUGAUGGGUUCCUGGAAGAGAAGAUCCGUGAUUUGCGGCAUGCGACGAGAGAUGAGAUGCGUCGUCUAGCACUGAGGAAGAGAGAAGAGUUGCUCCAGGGUCUCGGGAUGCGUCAAGAAUUAACUUCAGAUGGUGGUGAACGAAUUGUGGUGAACCACCCAAUUAUUGAGGGCUUGGAAGAUGUGGAAGAGGAAGAUGGGCUGGCGUGCAUGGUGUGCCGAGAGGGUUACAGUUUGAGGCCGAAUGAUAUGUUGGGCAUAUAUUCUUACAGCAAGCGAGUAAACCUUGGAAUCGGGAUAUCGGGGAGUACAAGAGGUGAAUGUGUUUACACGACAGUUAGCCAUUUCAACAUCAUACAUUUCCAGUGUCAUCAAGAAGCCAAACGAGCUGAUGCUGCUCUGAAAAAUCCAAAGAAAGAGUGGGAUGGAGCUACCCUUAGAAACAACGAGACUCUUUGCAACUGCCUAUUUCCAUUGAGAGGCCCAGCUGUUCCCAUUGCACAAUAUGUCCGUUAUGUUGAUCAAUACUGGGACAACCUCAAUUCCCUUGGGCGUGCUGAUGGAAGCCGUCUCCGUUUGUUGACUUACGAUAUCGUUCUGAUGCUGGCACGAUUUGCAACUGGUGCUUCAUUCAGUACUGACUGUAAAGGUGGAGGUAAAGAGAGCAACUCACGGUUCCUUCCUUUCAUGGUUCAGAUGGCACGUUACCUUCUUGAUCAAGGAAGCUCAUCCAGUCAGCAACGUCGAGCCAAUGCGAAGUCUAUUUUGGCCUACUUAUCAGAUUCCAAGCCUUCCGUUCCAUCUGGGACCCGUACUCAAUCAGCAACUGAAGAGACUGUUCAGUUCAUGAUGGUUAACUCACUCCUCUCAGAAUCUUAUGAACUGUGGCUGAGCCACCGCCGUGCAUUCUUACAACGUGGGAUAUACCAUGCAUACAUGCAGCACACACAUGGUCGAUCAAUGCUUCGUAUUUCCUAUGAUCCAACCACUAUCGUUAAACCCGAAGUUGGGUCUAGCACUGAAAGUGGAGGCAACAACCUAUUUACUGUCGUCUUGCCAAUGCUCGUUUAUGUUGGUUUAAUUGAACAGUUGCAGCAUUUUUUCAAGCUGAACAAAUCUGGAAGUGCAACAACCUCUAAGAAAGAAGGAAGACCGGCAGAAGUGGAGGGAGAAUUAGAAGCUUGGGAAGUGGUGAUGAAAGAGAAACUACUGAAUGUAAGAGAAAUGGUGGGGUUCUCUAAAGAGAUGCUUUCAUGGCUGGACGAGAUGACUUCUGCAACAGACUUCCAAGAAGCGUUUGAUAUAAUGGGAGUUUUACCUGAUGUACUCUCUGGUGGAUUUUCACGGUGUGAAGAUUUUGUUCAAGCUUCAUUGCACGACGGGAAAAGCUAAACCAAAUAGAAUUGAGAACUGUAAGCCUUGUGUAUGCCUUAGUUUUGAAAUGGUCCUUUUUGAGUUCAUUACAUUACGAUAACAGCUGUAAGUUGUAACAUUUAUAAAUGGAGGGGCAUUUACACGUCAAAAUUCAAUGUGAUUGCCUUCCCAAAAUUAGAAAAAUUCUGCUGUGCUUCACAUAAUAACAGUUCUCAUUAAAAU
Papaver somniferum (opium poppy) is the source of this 15671-nucleotide messenger RNA. RefSeq names its product auxin transport protein BIG-like. The record is from RefSeq and is a predicted model, not a curated record. Gene Ontology annotation, molecular function: zinc ion binding; protein binding. The transcript is spliced from 14 exons. Gene Ontology annotation, cellular component: cytosol; plasmodesma. The coding region runs from base 180 to 15467 and encodes 5095 amino acids. Gene Ontology annotation, biological process: auxin polar transport. NCBI's taxonomy places the organism in Eukaryota, Viridiplantae, Streptophyta, Magnoliopsida, Ranunculales, Papaveraceae.